GAGACGCGAUGGUGCCAAGAUCGAGUUUCUGGAAAGUCCUUUUCAUAAUGAAGAGUGUAACGCCACCACAACACAGCGUUAUCAUGUGACGCACACGGCUGGCUUCACAGACACAGAUUAUGCUUGGUCCUGGACUAAAGUGAUUUGUAUUGAAAAUCUCCAUUUGAAAUUUAAUAUAGUAUCGGACUAGGCUUAAUCUGUGUCUUAUGAAAUUUACCCAUAAUGUCCCCUAUUUGGGACCAGGGGCUUGUAUCACAAUCACUGAAGUAAAAAGCAGUUCCAGGUUUUACUCGCUACCUCAGUAAUCCUGCUUUAUGAUACAGGACCCUGGGUUUGCAAAUCCAGCGUUCCUGGGUCUGCUCCCAUAUGGAAUACUUCAAAUGUACCCGAGAACAAGGUACUUAACGUGGGUUGCUUCAAUCAUUCAAGAUUAAAAUGAGAUAAUACAACUGUAGCGAAUCCACUAUACUCUGAAUCGGAUUGAAUGGACAAAAUGGAGUCAGACUGACUGAGGCACCGCCUUCCCUGUCCAGCUUCAGCAGAGUUCUCCAAACACCAAAGACAAAACGCCUUUUAAUAUGGCCGCAUAAUGGCACUUGGGGCGGGGUAGGUAAAGUGUUCAGGGAACAGCUUGCAUUCAUAAAAUGCAGUUCCUAUUCAUGCAGUUUGUGUGACCGUGUGACCGUACCUAGUUACUGUAGGUGGGUAUGUGGGUAAUGUAUUUAGAGAAUGCAAGUUCCCCUGGUGAAGGACUUCUGCAAAGCAAUGAGGUUAUAAUCUUUCAUCUUAGCCUUUCCCCCCUCCUGGCACUGCUGCUGCUGCCUGCUAAUUAUUUCACUUCAUUACUCCAGCUAGCAGUGCUCACUGUUAAUUAGUUGUCAUUUAUUAAUAUCUGUGUAAUUGCAUGUAAGGAGUUUUUAGUUUGGUUCCUUGACAGAGCUUUUACUCUCUUAAUUGCUGAAGUACUCUUCCACAUGAGUAUUUAGUAGUUUAUUCUGGGUCUUUCAGAGAGUAGAAAAGGGACCAGUUAUCACAGGGACCACUGUGGAUUCAGAUUCAGAAAACUUUAGAAAACUAAUGAUAAAGGCACCAUAGUCAAGAACACAUGAACAACAGACAGAUAUCUUUGCAAAAAAUGAAAUAAAAUGGUUGCUGCUCCUGCCCCCAUGUCUGCCUUUACCGCUCGUUCCUCCCCAUGGCUUCACCAGCUCUAGGUCUCAAAGAAUAACACCCCCAACACAGUCACACACACACAAAUAAGUACACUCACAGUCAAGUGCAUGUGCAUACACAGAAGAACAGGAACAUUAGCUCACAGACCUCUUUUCACCCCUCCACCACCGGCUCAGCUCCUGCAGUUUGAUUUCAGCAGCAGGCGGUCAUGAUUGGUGACAGAGUUCUACUGAUUAUAUCAGGCUUAGUGACGCAUAAUGUUACCGUCAGAGGGAAAACAUGUAAAUGGCGCCCCUCCCUCUAGCUGAGUCACGUGACCACAGGUUUACACUCAACCAAAACCACAGCUUCAUCAGAACUCUGCCCAGCCACAGGAACAUCUCUGCAGUUGACGCACACAACGGACCUUCUGCCAGUAAGCAGCUGCGUGUGCCUGCACUGAACAAGGCCAUGGAGGUUCCUGCCAAGGAGGGCCUUCUCCACUUGCAGUCGGUGAAGUUUGGCAAGAAAUCGUGGAGGCGGAUCUGGGCGAUGCUGUUCACGCCCAGCUCGUACGGUAUCGGCAGAGUGGAGCUGUACCAUAUGAGGGACGGCGGGGUUGGGAGUGCGGUCCCGGCCCAGGUCAAACAGGUGCUGAAGGGAGUGGACAAGCGCGUGAUUCGGCUAGAUGACUGCCUCAGCAUCUGCCCCAUCCCUGAGGAGGUCUGCCCUCGGGACUGCUCCGCCUUCGCCCUGAGCACCACCCAGCGCACCUACGCCCUGGCUGCCCCGCCGGCCGAUGACUGGAUGCCCAUACUCUGCCAAAUGGCCUUCCAGAAGAACAACAGGAACCUGGACUUAAAGAGCACGGGGCAGGUGGUGCCCAUGGCGGAGAAUGAGCUAUACUCCUCCUGGCGUUCAGGCCAGUACCAGGUGGUUGUGCAGAGAACAGAGGCGGCAGUAAGGUGUAACCUUGCUGGGUCCUACCUGCUAUCACCCAGCGCAGAGGCCCUCACCCUGCUGGACCCUCAGACAGCCUUGCCACUCUACUGCUGGCCCUAUCAGCUGCUCCGACGCUUCGGCAAUGACAAGGAGACAUUGAGUAUUGAGGCGGGCCGUCGCUGUGACUCCGGGGAAGGCCUUUUCACCUUCGUGUCCCGGGAGGCCGCUACGAUCUACAGGGCUAUUGAAGACGGCAUCAGGCAACAGAGCGUCACGGAUCCACAAAACGAUGCCUGGACUGUCCCAGCAGGUACCUCGGCUUCCAGGAGUGGCGUGCCCCUCGACGACAGUGACAGAGCUGCAUCCCCGGUCUAUCGCAAUAUGAACUACGGGAUGGAGAAGGAGAGGAGGUAUGAGGGGGAAGAAGAUGGCCUGGGUCCGGAGGCACAAGCCCAGCUGGUUACUCCCAGCUCCGAAUGCGUCUACGCCCUGGUGAACUACGACAAGGGAGGAAAGCAGCCCACUGACCCGACCAGCCCCACCUCCUCUGGCACAAGCGCCCCCAGAGUAAGCUUCAAGCAGAAACUCUCCCAACUCCUCUCCAAAGAGGGGACCAGAAUGCAGCCAAUCCAGCCCCCAAACCUGGAGUACUGACAGGAUUGAAAGAAGCAGCCAUUUUCACCAAUAUUCAGAACAAAGUUGUGUCUGUUUCAGUUAGCAAUAGUUUUACUUGAAAACUCUCAAACAUUUGAUUUGACAAACCUCAACUCUUAGUAUAUUGGUAAAAUGCUCUGCAGGUCCCUGGUACUUUUGCUAUUAAAACUGGGGGAGAAUAACUAUGUUAUUUUUAAACAUAUAAGGAAUCUCAACAGGAAAACUACUGAUUUUUAAAGGUGUAUUUCAGAUGAAGUAUUUGACUCUGGUCUGAUACUGACAUGCGCAAGGUGGUCUUUCAUGAUGGAUGCCAAAUACUGGACAGCCCAUAAAGCAUCAGAGCUUUGAGUGCUAGAGGAAGAACCAUCUAUUUAGUCUGCUUGCUGUGACACCCAGACGCCCUGUUCAGCUGUACCACCCAUGAUAAUGCAGAUAUCACACAGUAGGAUUUCAUCUUUUGACAGGAUGUGAACUUUCAUGAGUGGGACUGAAUGUACUAGUUUGUGUCUGUUUUUAUCUCUGGUUUUGACAUUUCUGUAAAUAUAUGCAUCUUCACAGCAAAAGUAAUUUUGAAAAAAGAUCUUUAAAAAAAGAGAAGUAUUUGAAUCUCCCAAUGCAAUUUCUGCAUUGCAUUCUGGUAUUAUCGGUCUCUUCUACUCUAGAAAUGUCUGCGAUCACAGAGAAAAUAAUGUUAAUUAAAUACAUUGCCAAAUAGCAUAUUAUUUUUGUACUUAACUUUUUGUACCUUUUUCAACAGGAAACAUGUGAGCUAAUUUGAAUUGAUCAGUCAGUAAAAUGCUGGAAAUAUUUUUUGAUGAUUCAAUUAUAAAUGAAUACUACGAGCCA
Conger conger (European conger) is the source of this 3594-nucleotide messenger RNA. RefSeq names its product docking protein 3 (gene dok3). NCBI's taxonomy places the organism in Eukaryota, Metazoa, Chordata, Actinopteri, Anguilliformes, Congridae. Gene Ontology annotation, cellular component: cytoplasm. The transcript is spliced from 5 exons. The record is from RefSeq and is a predicted model, not a curated record. The coding region runs from base 1459 to 2748 and encodes 429 amino acids. Gene Ontology annotation, biological process: positive regulation of MAPK cascade; cell surface receptor protein tyrosine kinase signaling pathway.